Messenger RNA from Pelodiscus sinensis (Chinese soft-shelled turtle), 2799 nucleotides. NCBI's taxonomy places the organism in Eukaryota, Metazoa, Chordata, Testudines, Trionychidae. The record is from RefSeq and is a predicted model, not a curated record.
CCAGAACACACUGGCUGCUGGCCCCGUCACCGGAAACUAUACAAUAGUCGAGUAAGUGAUAAGAAUCCAUGCGGUUACUCGACCAUUCUAUUACCUGCUAUCUAGCAUCCCUACUUUCCACUCUUACUUAUGUACAGGCCUGCUGACAGGUAAGAGGCAAAGAGGGCAAUUGGUUUGGAGCCCGGGGAUUUAAAGAUGUCUGGGGCUUAUGGUGGCCUGAGCCCUGAGUCCUUUAAAUCACUGCUGGAAUGCUGCACGCUGCAUUCUGGUCAGCUCUGAGGACUUGCCCGGGGGCAGGGCGCUGUGCUACAGGUGGUGCUGAGGGCUGGUGGGGAGGAGAGGGGUGGCAGUGUGCUCUGGGUGGUGCAGAGCCCUGGCAUCACUCCUUCUACCCUGACGCCCCACUCCUUCUGGGAGCAUAGAGCCACCCUCUCCCCCCAAUCUUGCCUAGGGGUCCACAGAGGCUGUCUGCACCCCUGCUUAUGAAGUUUCCUAAGGGCAGGAAUGGGCAGGCAUGCAUAUAAUGUGGCUGUCUCCACACACUCCCACCCACACUCGCAGGGAGAAGGUGAAUGUGUGUGUGUGUGAAGAGAAGCAUCCCAUGUAACCCUUUGCCUUACUUUUUGUUCUCCACCAAACUGCUUCCAUUAGAAGAGGGAGUGCAUGGGUCACUGUUUUGUAUAGUGGUUAGCUACAACACAUGUAUUAGGGAAUUGUUGGAAAAUGUGAUCCCUUGCUUUGUUCUCAAAUUCUGCCUUUUGCAUAAUAGUAACUAAGUCCACAUUUUUUGUAACGGCAUUUAUAAUAUAUCCCUUGAUCCUCAUCCAUAAAAUACAUUGAUAAAUGGCUCAAAGGUGCUUUGACACUGGAGUUUGUCUUACAGAUGAGGAAAAAAGAUCUAAGGAAGAGCUCUGUGAAGCAUUAAACCCUGUCCUUUCCUCCAACCAAAGUUGGUCCAAUACAGGAUAUUAUCUCACUCACAUAUUGUGUGUCUCAUACGAGGAAAAAUACAUUAUUUUAAAAAGGUGUAUUUUAACUGAUAGUCCAAGUGAUUGAUGUAAGGUGCUUAUACUUCAUCUGCUACUAUUAAAUCUUAAUAGUUUUCUGAUUUCAGCAGAUUUAAGUUGAUUUCAGUGGAAGAAAUUACUAUAAAAAAGUGAAAAUAGUAAAUUAGCAGAGAAGGGGUUGCUGUAACUGUGAGAGAGUUUGGGGGGGAGAAGCAGGAAGAUGCAAAAUACUGAAACAGAAAACAUGAGCCAUAAACAUUCUGAAGGAUUGGCUCAAAGAGCGAGACACUAAAAUAGACUGCAACAUAUCGCCAAGGCUUGAAUUCAAAGAGCUUUGUUAGUGUGUCUGCACUGCUUCAGCAGAUGAAAACACAAAUUCUAACAAUGAAGCUGGCAUGUGUGGGUGACUUGAUGCAUGUAACCCUUUGCCAUGUGUUAUGACUUUAUAUAUUUAACAGAUAAAGCAAAACUUUUAGUGCCAACUACAAAAUUAUAAUAAUAUUCAUGGCUCUUGUGUAGCCAGAGGGUUAUAUUUCAAUAUCAAUACUGCUGAAUUUGACUCCUCAUAACCAUGGUCACAGCAUUUUAAACAAUGAGAUUGCAGUAUGCAAAUGAACAAAAGUCCUCAGUAUGGUUAUUAGCUGACUUACCUCUGAUGUCACAAUCCCACCUCCAACAAAUGCCUCCUCAGGACUGUUUUGAAAGCAGAGGGUUAUUUGGAAAAUAGCUAGUGUUUCUUGUCUCUCUCUCAUGAAGAUACCUUAACUAAACACAUGGAGGGACACAGGGAGAUACUUGGUAAAUCAUUUUAAUACAAACCUGUUUUUCUUUUAAAAAGUUGUGAUAUUACUCAACCAUAAUAAACUUGAGGGACAGAGAGAAUUCCAAAAGGAAUUAGUUCCCCUGAAUUGCCAGUGGUUGCUAGGACAGAGACUGAAUUUUGCUGCUGAGACCAUGCUGGCAAGAUGGUGAAUUAUUAUGACAUUCUAGGUGUUCAAAGAAAUGCCUCUGCAGAUGACAUUAAAAAGGCAUACCGAAAACUGGCUUUGAAGGUACACCCUGAUAAGAACCCAGGAAACAGAGAGGCAGCAAAGAAGAAAUUCAUUGAAGUCUCUAAGGCAUAUGAGGUUUUAUCUGAUGCCAAAAAACGGGAUGUCUAUGACAUGUCUAGUGAAGGAAUUAUAAGUGGGAAAGACAGAAGAAGUGGAGGGAAAGGUAGAGGUAGAGCGAAAGACAGGGAUGGGAGUUACUUUGAUUCUGAAUUCCUGUUCAGCACCCCCCACACAGAUGUAUUUACAGGAAUGGACUCCUUUACAGUAAAACUUUGGGAUGAUCUACUUGAUGGCAUGUCUGGCAUUCGGCGAGGACUCCAUGGAAAAAGAAGAAGCAGAGGUGGUGAAGGAUACUCUGUCUCUAUUGCUGGAGUGUCUCCUAUUUCAGGGACCGGAUUUACUUCAUUUGGUUCCCAGCGAAUUGGGGGCUGCUCUUCAUCCUCCAUCAUGUCACUGAACAACAGUGGGAAAGGAAACUUCAAAUCAGUCAUAACGACCAGCAAAAUAGUUAAUGGCAUCAAAACCACUACAAAGAGAAUUGUGAUGAACGGAGAAGAAAGAGUAGAAACUAUUAUUGAGCAUUAAAAUCUCAACAAUAAUUGGAAAUUGACGGCAAAUCAUUGCUACUGAUGACAAGAAAUGAUGUAUUGACUGGACUUGCACUAAAACUUGGGCCCGCUCUGAAAAUCUAUGAAUAUCAUGUAAAACCUCUACAGACACAACAUCUAAAGAACAAUUCU